AUGUCACUUACUAACCGAAAGAGAAAAGAACCUUCCUACAAAAGUGACGUUGCUAAUGACAAGCUAGAGAAUGCAAACUCCGACUCUUCUGUAUAUACAUCCGAAGAAGAUAAUGUAGAUACGUCUUUAUCUGAGUCUUCCGCUAAUACUACAACUGUCAUUUCUUCUCCAGCAAAGAGGCCUAAAACCGAAGGAAUUAACGGUUCAUCAAAUACAAAUCAAUUUUUACGAGAAAAUAAAACGGCAGCACGAGAGAAAAGCAAGACGGCACAAAUAUUAAAAGAACGCCCGUUUAAAAUCAAUACACCACCAACCGAUAGACCUGUUCGCAUAUAUUGCGACGGGAUAUAUGACCUGUUCCAUAUUGGCCAUGCCAAAUCUUUAGAGCAAGCAAAAAAGUCUUUUCCACAAGUCCACCUGUUGGUCGGCGUCUGUGACGACGAAACGACUAACAAAAAAAAAGGUAAAACAGUUCUUAAUGAGCACGAACGUGCGGAAUCAUUAAGACACUGUAAAUGGGUGGACGAAGUUAUUGAACACGCCCCAUGGGUCGUGGAUCAAGAUUUUAUAGAUAAACAUAAAAUAGACUACGUCGCGCACGAUGACCUUCCUUAUGCUUCCGAGGGCACUGAUGAUAUUUAUGCCUUUGUUAAGGAUCAGGGUCGGUUUCUUCCUACGCAACGUACUGACGGUAUAUCAACCUCAGAUAUUAUAACCCGAAUAGUUCGGGACUAUGACCAGUACAUCCGGCGCAAUUUAGAAAGGGGCGUUUCUCCAAAGGAGUUAAAUAUUGGAUUCCUUAAGGAGCAGGAGCUGCACAUGAAAAAGUCCAUCUCCGAGAUUCGUACCACAAUCCACCAAAAUUGGCACGGGACCAAGGUGGAACUGUCUAAUGACCUCUCUGAGCUGAGAAAUGACUUGGCACAAACUUUUGCCCUUUGGGAAUACAGGAGUCAAGAAUUUGUUCGGGGUUUUGCUGCAAGGUUUGGCGCUGAAAGCGUCGUGGAUAAAAUAUUUCGUCGCCAGCCACGCAGAACCUCAACAAAUGAGUCUGGAACCACAAAUGGUGGAUCAUCUGAUGAUGAUGAUUCAGAGCUUCGUUCGCGAAGUGUAUCUCCCGUUCGAAGAGUGAUCGAUUUUAUUAUCGAUCAAAGAGGUUCCAGAAGACGAUAA
Molecule: messenger RNA, 1173 nt
Organism: Dentiscutata erythropus
Lineage: Eukaryota; Fungi; Glomeromycota; Glomeromycetes; Diversisporales; Gigasporaceae
Source: the annotation of a GenBank genome assembly